Messenger RNA from Recurvomyces mirabilis, 1419 nucleotides. RefSeq lists its product as uncharacterized. Gene Ontology annotation, molecular function: DNA-binding transcription factor activity, RNA polymerase II-specific; zinc ion binding; RNA polymerase II cis-regulatory region sequence-specific DNA binding. Gene Ontology annotation, cellular component: nucleus. The transcript is spliced from 2 exons. The record is from RefSeq and is a predicted model, not a curated record. NCBI's taxonomy places the organism in Eukaryota, Fungi, Ascomycota, Dothideomycetes, Mycosphaerellales, Teratosphaeriaceae. Gene Ontology annotation, biological process: DNA-templated transcription; positive regulation of transcription from RNA polymerase II promoter by galactose. Bases 1 to 1419 code for a protein of 472 amino acids.
AUGCCGCCAGCCAAACGAAUCCGGACCAGCCUGACCGAGAGAGCGUGCAUAGAAUGUCAGAAGCGGAAGACGAAGUGCCUGGUUGCCGCACCAGGCACCGAUGCACAGUCAUGUGCCUAUUGUAGCAAAGUUGGGAAGAAUUGCGUCUUCGUGGAGCCAUCACUACGAACGCCACUCACUCGACAGAAUCUUGAUGAUGCUGAGGCACGAUGUGCUCGACUGGAAGCCUUGCUGCAGCGGCAUUGUGACGCCAACAUAGGCAAUCCUCCCAGCAACCAACAAUCGCCAGUCACAGCCGUCACCCACGCCCAGCAUACAGCUGUCGGUGGUAAUGGACCGUUCGAAUGGAGCGAGGCUCAUGACGAUUUAUCCGAACAUGACGGCGACCACCAAGGCGACCAGCAGGAUGGUAUGGCGGCCUUUGGACAUUCGAGCAAAGGUUCAGGAUAUCUCGGAGGUAGCUCAGGUCACGAAAUGCUACAGACGGUGUCCUCAUUGCUACCCGAUCCGAACAAAGUUACGAGUGCGACGCUUGCUACACCUACCUCAAGCAGUGGUCACGAUUAUCUCGGAGCUGGGUUCGCUGACGCAGGAAGCUUGUCCUCAGCUGGUAUUGAGGAUCAGCUCAUCAAUGCCUACUUCAAGGGCUAUAAUGCAUAUUAUGCUGUCUUGCACGAGCAGAGCUUCCGUAAACAGUGCAGUCGACGGCGAUCAAUUCCUCCGCGCUCAUCGUGGCAUAUCGUGUACUACGCCGUACUUGCCAUUGGCGAAUGGAUAUCGGGCCGUGGCGGGAAUGAAGUCCAUUCCUUAUACUACGACGCAGCUCGUGCUCGGCUGACUCCCGAUGUCUUAGAAGCAGGCUCGCUAGACACGAUACAAGCGUUUACGCUACUUGGCAAUUACCUACAAAAGCGAGAUCGACCGAACACUGGCUACAACUACGUUGGCAUAGCCUUACGUAUGGCUAUGGGGCUUGGUCUCCAUCGAGAAUUACCUGCGGCUUCGGAAUCUACACAGAUGCAACGCCACAGAAGAAGAGUCCUAUUUUGGCUUCUGUACAGCAUUGACUGCUGGUUCAAUAUCACGACUGGGCGUCCCGCGCUGCUUUCAGAUACGUCUUACGAUGUUAUGAUACCACCAAAUAUUGACGAAACUGAUCUUCCACUGUCUUCAGACGAGGCGCUGGAUGCAGCUUAUCCAACGACGUGCUCCUUGACAAUUUCCCUGGCUAGACUUACCAGGAUCGCAAACCGCAUAUACGGACAAUUCAUGUGUGGCAGUCAUGCACCGGAUACCAUCAGCCAUCAAACGACCGUAUUGGAACAGAUGCUCCAGGAUUGGCAGGCAGCGCUACCCACUUACUUUACAAGUCAGGACUCACCGGAGUGGUUCCUCGGUCCUCGCCAGACAGUACUAUGA